Anopheles stephensi (Asian malaria mosquito) is the source of this 3136-nucleotide messenger RNA. It is a transcript of the gene lili, whose product is annotated as protein Lilipod. The transcript has 11 exons. The coding region runs from base 867 to 2732 and encodes 621 amino acids. The record is from RefSeq and is a predicted model, not a curated record. Gene Ontology annotation, biological process: signal transduction. NCBI's taxonomy places the organism in Eukaryota, Metazoa, Arthropoda, Insecta, Diptera, Culicidae. Gene Ontology annotation, molecular function: transmembrane signaling receptor activity.
AACAAUCGUUAAAAAAGUUGAACUAGCACAAAAUGGACUCACCUCUCGUUCUAUACCGUUCCAGCUGCUUCGCGAACGCGUCUGUUUCAUGACGUUUCACUUGUAAACACAACAAGCUUCCGAUCAACAACGUACGCGUCGCGACGCAGUCAGUGUGAAAUAAAGCAAAAUUAUCAAAAAGAAAAACCCAUAAUUGCGACACAAUUUAAUUCGCUUAAAACUGCUUCAUUUUCGAUCGCUCGCUGGCCAGCGCGCACGCUAUCAGUCGGUGUAGCGAUUCCCACCCUUCAACGUUGUCCUGUGUGGUCGUGCAUUUGUGUUCGCGUCAUCUGCAUCGAAGUGAAAGUGGUAAAAUUUUCAUCAAAGCAGCCAUCCCUACGGUCGUGGGUCGAGGAUGCUUCCUGCCCGGGAAGGUGUGUCUGCUUUGAAAGGAAUUUGUUCGGAAGUUGAAGUGCGUGUGUGAAAGCUCGUGUUUCUGUGCGCUACGCCAGGCAGGAAAAAAAGGGGCAACGGCAACAGUAAGCCCUAUGGUGAUGUGUUGUGAUAUUUUGAGGCCUCCCGGAUCCACGGAUGGUGGUGGUGCCUGAGUGUGCCAAAGUGAAUAGAAAAGAGAGUGAAUUCAAUACGACCCGAGCAAAAAAAAUCCUCCACAAGCAGCAGUAGUGAUUACGCGUAGAAAUCAAAGUAAUCCAACAAAAAGCUGGUUGGAUUACGGUAAAUCGUCGUCGUCUGCGAGCUUUUCGUUUCGUGGAAGCACCGUUUCGUGGAAGCACCGUUUCGUACUGCUUUCGUGGCCGUGCAAAGGCCACCCCAACGGCACCAAAAUUACACUCAACGCGACGCAACUGUUUGGCGUCCUGAACGCGAUGGAGCAGGACGAGGAGCAAGAGGUGCCCGACAUACGGGAGCAAAUGUUUCACAACACGGUCCGGGAGCAUAUCAUCUUUAUGUUACUCUUUCUGUUGCUUUAUCUUGGAAGCUACGCGCUGAUCAAUCGCUUCCGGAGGCGCGAUCGGGACGAUUUGUUCGCUACUGACGACGAUGAAAUUACAGUGUAUCGAAUUAGCUUAUGGUUAUGCACCUUUUCCUUUUCCGUGGCGGUUGGUGCCGCCCUGCUGCUUCCCAUCUCGAUCGCCAGCAACGAGGUGCUCAUCCUCUACCCCAACAGCUACUACGUGAAGUGGUUGAACAGCUCGCUCAUACAAGGGCUCUGGAACUACAUAUUUCUGUUCUCGAAUCUGGCACUGUUUGUGCUGCUGCCCUUCACCUACCUGUUCACCGAAUCGUCCGGCUUCAGCGGCCACAAGAAGGGCAUUAUGGCGCGGGUGUACGAAACGUUUACCGUGUUUUCGCUGCUUGCAUUCAUCGUGUUUGCCACCACGUACAUCAUAUCCGCCCUGGGCGAUCCGGACAGGAACACCUUUCAGGCGCUGUUCAAUUUAGCCAGAUGCCAUUUGCCAUUUUUGUACUCGUGUGUGUCCUUUUUUGGUGUACUGUUACUAUUAGUUUGCACCCCAUUGGGUUUCGUAAGACUGUUCGCUGUGGUGGGCCAGGUGCUGGUCAAACCUAACCUUUUGCGUGACGUGAAUGAAGAAUUCCACGCCUUCAACAUUGAGGAGGCCACCGUGAGGCGCAAGCUGGCCAACGCCAACCUUAAUAUAGAGCUAAAGAGCGUAACGACGAUAGAUCUAACGCCGGCCAAACUUUGCUCCGGGCUGGAUGAUUUGUAUCAAAUCAAACUGGCCUCGAAUGGCAGUACGCACGAAUCGGCCAAGCUGUUUGAAAGACUGAGAGAGCUAGAGUCUGAACGUAAAGUGCUAGACAAGCAACGCAGCUCUUCGGCACUUCAGAGAAAUCUGGUCUAUCCGAUAGCGAUGCUGCUAUUGUUGAUUCUAACCGGCAUUGCGGUCCUGCUGGUCGUGCAGAACACGCUGGAACUACUGAUCGGCAUCAAGGCAGUACCGUUAAGCACGAGGCAAUUCACGCUGGGAAUUACAUCCCUAUCGAAGCUCGGACCGUUGGGCGCAACGCUGGAGGUGUGCAUCAUCACCUACCUGGGCGUUACGUCCACCGUAGGGCUGUACACGAUGCCUUUCAUGUACAAUGUGCGUCCCCGGCGACGCAACACCUCCCUGACGCAGCUGAUUGCGAACUGUGGGCUGGUGCUGAUCCUGAGCUCAGCGCUACCCCUGCUCGCACGCAUUCUAGGUAUUACAAAUUUCGAUCUGCUCGGCGAUUUCGGACAGAUCGAGUGGCUGGGCAACUUUAUGAUCGUGCUGCUGUACAACGUGGUGUUCGGGACGGCGGCCACGCUCUGUCUGUUCAACAAGUUCACCGCCACCGUGAGGCGGGAGCUGUGCGCUCGAUUGAAAGCACUGUUUGACUACAGCAGUCACAUCGAGCUCAGCAUUUCACAGAAUGCCAGCCAGCUGAACCAUCUGCAUCCGGCGUCGGCAUGUACGCAGCAGCAGCAGCAGCAUCCAUCAUCCGCCCAUACCACCAACCAUACAGUCGUACAUCCCGUCGUACCCGCGACGAACGAACCGGCCACCCACCAAGACAAGCAGCACACUAUUACGGUCGAGAACGGUACCGGUAGUGUCGUGCAUCAUCGCCAUCCUCACGCAUUCCCGGCGCACACCGGUGAAAACGUUGCCGUUGCCAAAGACAACCGACCGGCGCUGCCUACCGACCACCGGGUGGCUAAUGUGGCCCUCAAAAAGACACGCUAGGAAAAUGGUUGAUCUGCUCUCAUUUUUUUCCGUUGACCCAUGCGCACCCACCAGUGAGUGAGUGGAGCCCACAUCACAAGUAAGAUAUAUAUCUAAGCACUAGCUUUAGCAUCGUUUUAGUCGUUCCAGCGGCGGACCACCACAUCCGACCACAUCAUCUGUCGCAUGUCGAUGAUAAUUGCACUGCGCACACAAUUAUCUGCCAUUUCAGUGAUAUUACUUACGCGACAGAAUAUUGUUUCUCGAGGCUGUUUUGCAUUGACCGCCGCGUUAUCGUGAUUUCGGGACAAAGACAAAGCUACUCAAAUUUACAGUGCGCAACAUAACUAUACGAAAUCUUUCUCUUUUUGUUUUGGUAAAAUAAAACAAUCCCUUGAAGAGUGAUUUGAGUUAUGAAAUACAAA